GGUAAGCCGCUUUGAGCUGAGAGACAGAGAGAUCGGCCGCGAUCGCCGCCCUCGUGUUCCCGCCCGCCUUGCGUGGCCAAUGAUAUCGAAUCAUUCUCCCCGCGCUAGCCAAGCCGCGAUCCCGGUCACCAAGCGAGUGGAAGAGCAACAGAAGGCAGACGUGGGCAAACGAGCGCUCAGGCGGCUGCGGCGGCGAUCUAAGGCGGCAGACCGAUCUGGAGAGCCCGAGAGGCGUCGGCUGGUCCACGUGGAAAGCGUGGAGCGCGAGUGAAAGCUUGGCAGGGAGGCACGCCGCCGGAACACGCGAAAACCGUAGCAACCGGGCCAGCGGUGGAGAGUGAUCAGCGCGCCCCCCUCCACCCACCCAAUACGCAUCCCGCUAGAUCUGGGUGAAGCGCCCCCUUCCCACUGUAAGAAAAGGGCAGGGGAAACCAUCCCGCCCCCUCCCCUUCUUUUCCCAGCCCCGUUGCUGCUGCCGUGCGGAAUCCCCAGGCCCCUUCACACGUUUGCUAAGCUUCUUGGGGCUCCUGACUCUCUGGAUGUUGAGUCCCAUUAUGGGCGAGCAUCAGACCCACAUCAACAGCCUCUUCCUGAAUGAGGAGACAUCUAAGCCGCUUGAAUCGGGGAGCCGGGUGCAUCGCUUCCGCCAUGCCCUGGAGAAGCGGGCAGCACAUGCCAGGAAGCAAAUGUACAACAUCACUCGAGAGAGCGUCAAGGGCUUCUUCCAGAGAAAUGCUUUUGUGCUACUCACCAUCUUGGCCGUCCUGCUGGGGAUUACUCUGGCCCUCGCCCUGCGGCCGUAUCGGAUGACCUAUCGCCAGAUCAAAUACUUCUCCUUUCCUGGAGAGCUGUUGAUGCGAAUGCUGCAGAUGUUGGUUCUUCCACUAAUCGUCUCUAGCCUUAUCACAGGCAUGGCAUCCUUGGACAGCAGUGCUUCUGGCAAGAUGGGUUUGCGUGCUGUCAUUUACUAUAUGAUGACAACCAUCAUCGCCGUCUUCAUUGGAAUCUUUAUGGUCCUCGUCAUCCAUCCAGGAAAAGGGAGCAAGAAAGGUCUCCAAGGGGAGAACAAGUAUGACCAGAUCCAUGCAACUGAUGCUUUCAUGGACCUCAUCCGGAAUAUGUUUCCACCCAAUCUUGUAGAAGCCUGCUUUAGACAGUAUAAGACUCAAUACAGUGUCCGGGUUAUCAACAGAACGGUUGUGAGCAACACUUCUUCUGCGGCCAUGUUGCCACAGCACCCAAACCGGGAUACCAACAGCAGCGGUUUCAACUACAAUGCCACCAUGGCCACUUUGCCUCUCCUGCCACUUGAAAAUGCUUUGGGAGUCUGGAAUAAUGUCACUAAAGCUCUAGGGAGCUUCCCGGAAGUGCUGAACUUUGAGGAGGUCAUCCCCGGCCCAGGUUCUGUCAACGGGGUGAACGCCCUUGGCCUCGUUGUCUUCUCCAUCUGCUUUGGCCUGGUGAUUGGCAACAUGAAGCAAAAGGGACACCCCCUGCGGGAGUUUUUUGACUGCCUCAAUGAAGCCAUCUUGCGGAUGGUGGCGGUCAUCAUAUGGUACGCCCCUAUUGGGAUCCUUUUUCUGAUCGCUGGUAAGAUUUUGGAGAUGGAGGACCUGGCAGUGAUGGGAGGCCAAUUAGGCCUAUACACACUCACAGUUAUUGUGGGACUCCUGAUCCAUGGCCUCUGUGUCCUCCCACUCAUCUACUUCAUUGUCACACGCAAAAACCCCUGGAUCUUCAUGGCUGGCCUCCUACAAGCCCUCGUUACGGCUUUGGGAACAUCUUCCAGCUCAGCCACACUCCCUGUCACAUUCCGUUGUCUGGAGGAAAACAACAGGGUGGAUAAACGAGUUACCAGGUUUGUUCUGCCGGUGGGAGCAACUAUCAACAUGGAUGGCACUGCACUUUAUGAAGCUCUGGCAGCCAUCUUCAUUGCCCAGGUCAACAACUACCAGCUUGACUUCGGUCAGAUCAUUACUAUUAGCAUUACUGCCACGGCAGCCAGUAUCGGAGCUGCUGGCAUUCCGCAGGCGGGCCUAGUGACCAUGGUAAUCGUGUUGACGUCUGUCGGAUUGCCAACAGAGGACAUCACUUUGAUUAUGACUGUGGACUGGUUCCUAGACCGUCUCAGAACCACCGUCAAUGUGCUGGGGGAUUCACUGGGUGCUGGUGUUGUAGAGCAUCUGUCUCGCCAUGAGCUGGAGAUGCAGGAUGCUGAGCUCAGCAACUCAGUCCUUGAAGAGAAUGAAAAACCAUACCAUCUAAUAUACCAAGAGAAUGACACCCACAAGCACCUCAACAGUGAGACACCAAUGUGACUUGGAGGAGCGGAGUAUUGUCGGGAUAGGAUCUGUAAAAUGUCACAACUGUGAAGCGCUAGAGAAGCAAGAGCCAGCCACAGUCCUCCCACAAACUCUCAGCAACUUCGUUUUCCCCUGUUCCCUGUCACCAGAAAAUAAGGAAUGUUUUUUCUAGAACGGUGAUUGUGCUCCUACAAUCGUGAUUUGACAAUAAGAGUUCGACCUCGGCUGUCCCGCCUCUUAACCACAGCUGGUAGUAUCCUGCACCAAGUCAACUCCACAUUUCCUUGCCAAGAAGAUAAACUUUGAACAUAUUGUGCUGUGCCAUAAAGACCAACUAAUUUAAAUCUUGUAUUACAAUUUUACCGAUUGUGCUCAUUUUUUAAUUUUUUUUUUAGCACUUGAAAAAAAUGCAGCCAAAUAAUAUAUAUAUAUAUAUACAUAUGAUGCUAUAUUGGUAUGGAAAAUGUUUAUUUAUGAGCAUCAUUAAAGUGGAGAAUUAUGUACAGCCUGUGUUUUUAAAGAAAUUGAUAUGUGGAACUUGUUGCUGCUUUAUUACAAUUGAACGUUAUAUGUAGUCCCUGUUUAGCGACUCUUUGCAGUUGCAGUGGUGAUGGAAAAUUAACUUUGUGACUAGUCCUCACAUUUAUGACCUUUGUAGGGGUCCUUUACCUUUGUAAAGCUGAAGUAAAGAUUGUAAGCACAAAGGAAAACUGAAGUAAUGGUCAUAGGUACAGUUGCAGUUUCACUUAGCAACCUGUUUGUUUAACAACUGAGUUGCCAAUCCCAAUUGUGGUCACUAAAUGAGGACUGCUUGAACUAUAGUAUCAUGUCAAUGCUUAUUUGCUUUUGUCUCCUUAUUGGUUAAUUGUUCAGAACACAGUAGCUUUGUUUAUCAACCCAAGAUGCAUAUAGCUCAGUAUCUUCUUGUUUUUUUUAAAUACAUCGGUAACUAUUUUCAGACACAAAUAAGAAGGGGAGCCUCUCUUCUGUAGCUGCUCAUAGCAUCAGGACACAUAGCUUUGAAUUGUGACUGAUGGCUUUUGAUAGAUCUCUGCUCUCCCAGUUGUCUCAUAUCCUUUGAAAGCCACUGAAGAUACAGUCCUGUUGCCUCUUAGGCAAACCUCAGGACCUGGAUGACUCUGACUGAUCUCCAGUGUGGCAUAAGGACCAGUACACACUCCAGAACCCACCACGCUCCUGCCUUUUCAUAGAUGGAUUAAAAAAUCUCUUAAAUG
Molecule: messenger RNA, 3538 nt
Organism: Thamnophis elegans (Western terrestrial garter snake)
Lineage: Eukaryota; Metazoa; Chordata; Lepidosauria; Squamata; Natricidae
Product: excitatory amino acid transporter 1-like
Exons: 10
Coding region: 540-2318 (592 amino acids)
Biological process (GO): L-glutamate transmembrane transport
Cellular component (GO): plasma membrane
Molecular function (GO): glutamate:sodium symporter activity; neutral L-amino acid transmembrane transporter activity; L-glutamate transmembrane transporter activity
Source: RefSeq, a predicted model, not a curated record